UUAGGAAUAAGAAUGCUGAUAAGAUCAUACAAAUCAACAAGGGAAAUGGCGACCUCAGUCGAUGGGACUGAGACUGUGGGUGAAGCUGCUGGGACCACACCCUAUGACUAUGAGGGGGCACUGCCAUGUGAAAAAAGCAACAUCAAGGAGCUGGGGGCUCAGUUCCUGCCCCCACUGUAUUCCCUGGUGUUCACGGUUGGUCUGCUGGGCAAUGUAGUGGUGGUGGUGAUCCUCACAAAAUACAACAAGCUCCGGAUUAUGACCAACAUCUACCUGCUCAAUCUGGCCAUUUCCGACUUGCUCUUCUUAUUCACUCUGCCGUUCUGGAUUCACUAUGUUGGGUGGAAUGAGUGGGUUUUUGGCCACCAUAUGUGUAAGUUGCUCUCUGGGCUCUAUUACAUGGGCUUGUACAGUGAGAUCUUCUUCAUCAUACUCCUGACCAUAGACCGGUAUCUGGCCAUCGUGCACGCCGUGUUUGCCCUUCGAGCCCGGACGACCACUUUUGGUAUCAUCACAAGCAUCUUCACCUGGGUCCUGGCAGGGUUAGCAGCCCUCCCUGAAUUUAUCUUCCAUGAGUCCCAAGAGGAGUUUGAACAGACUUUCUGCAGUCCUCUUUACCCAAAGAAUGGAGAGAAUGCCUGGAAGUGUUUCCAUGCUCUGAGGUUGAAUAUCCUGGGUCUCGCUCUGCCUCUGCUCAUUAUGGCCAUCUGCUACUCAGGAAUCAUUAAAACACUGCUGAGAUGCCCCAGUAAAAAAAAAUACAAGGCCAUCCGGCUCAUUUUUGUCAUCAUGGUGGUCUUCUUUAUUUUCUGGACACCCUACAAUCUGGUUGUCCUCCUCUCAACUUUUCAAGUGCACCUGGAGACUGAGUGUGAGCAGAGCAGACAGCUGGACCUGGCCAUGCUGGUGACGGAGGUGAUCGCCUACACCCACUGCUGUGUCAACCCCGUGAUCUACGCCUUCGUUGGUGAGAGGUUCCAAAAGCACCUCCGCCACUUUUUCUACAGGCAUGUGGCCAUCUACAUGGGCAAAUUCAUCCCAUUUCUUCCUAGUGAAAAACUGGAAAGAGCCAGCUCUGUCUCCCCGUCAACAGGGGAGCAGGAACUCUCUGCUGUAUUUUAG
Molecule: messenger RNA, 1122 nt
Organism: Globicephala melas (long-finned pilot whale)
Lineage: Eukaryota; Metazoa; Chordata; Mammalia; Artiodactyla; Delphinidae
Source: RefSeq, a predicted model, not a curated record